AUGUCAGCUGAAGGUGGCGAAGCACCGCCGCCGGAUGCUGGACCGGCUGACAAUGAUGCUGGAGAAGCUGCUGCAGUCGAUGCUGCAGCAGCCGCAGCCUCAGGUGAUCGAGAGUCGGAUGUGGCGGAAACAGGAGAAAGAAUCGAUGAAAUCGUUAGAAGAAUAUCAAAUAAACAGUCAACACUCUUCAGGGCAUCAGGAGAUCAAGAAGUGGUGGUAGUUGACAGAACCGCGUUGGAAGCAAUCCUCGAUCUCGGCUCACGUUUGCAAGAUAUUCAGAAGAAAAGCAAAAUUUCAAUGAGCACGCUGGCACUGGCUCAAGAUUCGUAUAAACAGAAACAAGCGAAAGCUAAGGAAGCACGUAAUAAUCGCAUGGGUGGCAUAAAGACUCAGAGUAGAUUUUUGCUUGAGAAUGCAGCGUCGAUACUGGAUAAGUCAGUUGACUAUGUUCUGGAAGGUGUGUUUGAUGCGGAUGUUCAUAUAGAAUUGUUAGACAGCGCAGUGGUUGAAGGCGGUAGGAAUUGUAUUGUACUUUGUGACGCGUUGCUGCCUCCAGUAAAAAUGGAAACUGGACGAUUUAUCCCAAAUCAGAAGACUUGGAUGGAACGGACGUAUAUAUCGGACGCAUCUUCUAUAGCCACCCAGGGUCAAUGUAUAGCAAUGUACAGAAUAAAGAAUAAAGUAAUAGACAUGAAGAAUGUCGCUGAAGAUUACUAUCUAGUGUUUUUCGAUAUGAAUCCAGAGACUGAGAAUGUGGUAUCUGGUAUAUUUAAAACAAUGAGAGAAGUGUACGUGCCAGCUCUCAAGGCAUGCAAGGCUUGGGGAGAUAUCAACCCACCCAACCCGAGAAGUGAAGAUAUCAUUAAGACCUACAUAUCUAAGAUUAUGUUAUUUAUCGACUAUCUUGCAAAAACGAAGAUAGAUCUAGAUUGUUGUACCAAAUUUAAAAUUAACUUAAUUUUGUACGAAGAGGAGUUGUCAGAUCAAGAGAAGAUGAAAGCUGCUAUAACAAAGACACACGUUUUGGAAGAGAUUUGUAGUUAUGUUAAGCAAUGGGUCAAGCAAAUAACAAUGGUAUUAGUCCAAAGUCAGCAAUUGAGACGGGAGCCUUCUAACAUAGGGCCUCUUGCGGAGUUGGAUCACUGGCGACGCCAGCUUACCAGUUUUACGUCCAUUAUCGAGCACAUUAAGAGCGAUGCCUGUCAGAUGUACAUCCAUACAUUGUUAAGGGCAAAAUCAAAACUUAUUAAGAAAUGGAGAUUACUUGAUAAUCAAGUGACUGAUUAUUAUAAUGAAGCAUAUGAUAACGUCAAGUAUUUGUAUGCACUAGAAAAAUAUUGUGAACCAUUGUACAGAUGCGAUCCGCUGACAAUGCAGCAAUAUAUUCCUGGUCUCUUAUAUACUGUUCGCAUGAUAUUUGCUACGUCUCGGUACUACAACACGACGAAGCAAAUUUCCACCCUGCUGGUUAAAGUGACAAACCAAAUUCUGAACAUGUGUAUGGAUUACAUGACUAAUAAUGGCAAGAAAACUAUUUGGAAUCAGGAUAAAUUGAACUUCAUAAAGAAAGCAAAGCUUUGUUUGGGCUUGUAUAGCUUUUAUCGGGAGUGUUAUAGUGAAACUCAAAAAGAAAUGAUGGAAGCGGCAGAUGAAAGACCUUUUGAUUGCUCAGAAAUGUACAUUUUUGGGAAAUUCGAAACUUUUCGGAAAAGGUUGUUGAAGAUAAUUGAUUUGUUUCAAACGUACAUUACUUACUACGUCUUAAAUAAAUCGACUCUGGAAGGAAUCGAAGAAUACGCCGCUAACGUUAACAAAUUGUUUAAGCAAAUAUCAACUAAAACAUAUGAUGCCCUAGAUCACAGACGACCCGACUUUGACAAAGAUUACAAAAUAUACAAAGAUGCUAUUGCUAACCAAGAAUUAUUAUUGGAAAACUUCAUGAUAAGCAGUGUCAACAAAUGUCCAACUACAGAGAUAGCGUUGCAUUUACUAGCAAGAUUUGAGAAACUGAAACUGGAUUGUCUAUAUCUCGAAGAUCAAUACUACGACCUGAUUAGUACUUACACUUCGGAAAUAGAGUCCAUUAGAGAUAGGUAUAACGAAGAACGAGAGAACCCAGAGUUGCCCAGAAAUAUGCCGCCUGUAGCCGGCCGAGUUAUGUGGAUACGAUUUUAUGACAAGAAUAUCAAAGGACCUAUGGAAGAGUUCAAGAAACAGGAACUUAUUAUAACACACAUGAAUACUCAAAGGUGUAUCAAAUUGUUUAACGUGAUGAGCAUAGUUUUCACUGAAUUUGAAUUGAUAUACCACGACGCUUGGGCUGAAAAUGUCGGUCAGGUUCGAUUGGGUCUUAUAGCACCUUUACUGAUAAGACAUCCCACGACUAAUUUAUAUAUUGUGAAUUUCAAUCUGUUUAUUCCGGAAUGUAUCAGAGAGGUUGAGUAUAUGUGGCAGCUUGGAUUGAGUGUUCCGGAUGGUGCUCAAAUAGUAGCCUUUUGUAAAGAUAAAAUAUUAGGGGAUUUUGAAAGAAUGAAAUAUCUAGUUGAAAGGAACAAUGCCAUAAGAAGGAGUAUGCCUAAAUUGUAUUUGCCUUUACUACGAGCGCAACUAAUAAAGUUGGAGAAGGCUUUCCAGCCAGGGUUAUCUACUAUUACAUGGACGUCAUUAGAAAUACCAGCUUAUUGUGAGAACAUUGCGAAAGUGUUAGAUGAAGUGGAUCUUUUCGUAAAAGAGGUAGUUGAUAUGAAAGAAGCUAGAAUAGAUACUAUUUUACAGUCGAUAACAAAGACUCUUUUAGUGUAUCUACCUGAACAAGCAGUAGAUCCCACCGUGUUCUAUGAAGACAAUUUAGUCAGGAGAGAUGAAAUUGCAAAUGAGCUGCAGCAAAAAUCUUGGAAUGCUGAAGUUGCAGUUAUAGAAUUGAUCAAUAAAUUUUUGGACAGCGUGCCAUCUAAACAAAUAAAGGACCUCAAAGAUAAUUGGCUGGAUAUUGAAAAAGCAUUGAAACAAGUAACGUCGGCCACUAGAGUUUUUCCCGAAGAUGCAGCUUUUAUGGAAAUUGAAAAUCCAGAUCGGUUUGAUAUUGUGCCUACUUUAAACGAAUGCAAUGAACUAUUUGCAUAUUUUGCAACGAAAUGCUUAGAGGCUCUGAUUAAGUGUACUAGACAGAGUUUGGAUAUUUUGAGAAGAAGAGCGUCCGUUUCAAGUUUUUUGACGAUGACGACAGAUCCAGAAGAACAAAAAAAAUUGAAUCCGCUUAUGUUGACUAUGAUGUAUUUGGCGAUACCGCGUAUUCUGAUAAAACCAACACUGGAAGAGAUUCAGUCCUCUUUCUCUCAGGUAGUUCUGAACUGUGUUAUGGAUAUACAUCGCAAUGUGUUCAUGUGGGGACAACAAGAACUGUUAAAGAAACAAAAGUCAACAGGAGCAUCCUUGUUGGCCACACGGAGUAUCAGUGGAUCGAGAACGGGAUCUACUAUGGGAGGUAUAAGAAACUAUUUUAGAAUGGUGUCUGAACAUAAAGAUAUCGUGAGAUCGGUAAUGGCGCUCCAAGGGAUGAUGUACAUGUACAAACCUGAUAUAGAAAAGCUCUUGAAGACUUAUGGAAGAUUUGCUCAUUUAUGGGCAGAGGAUCGAGUUCAACAAGUACAAGAUUUUGUUGAUUCGAAUCCACUGAAUGUUAUAAUUAGGGACAUGCUUAAGAAAUACGAAAAUCAAACAGAAGAAGUCCUUAAUUUACCUGAGAGGCAUAUUAUUGGAUCAAUCGAAAUCAACAUGGAUAAAAUAAAGCUAGCACUUCAUUUGGAGUCGAUAGAGUGGAAACGAAUUCUGGGAAAGCUUUUAAGUCAUGCAUACAAAGAACGAGUAACGAAAAUGAUGCAGUUUAUUAAAGAUCGCAUGAAAACCAUGAGCAAGAAGAUAAAAGAUUUGGACGAUGUAAGAGUCGCCAUGAUGUGCCUCGAAAUGAUUCGAGAGGAGUUUAUAGGUAUGGACAUGGAAUUGGAUCUUAUAGAAGAAAGCUAUGCAACAUUUUAUCAAUUCAAUAUUGAUAUACCCAAAGAUGAUGCUGACCUAGUGCACGGACUUAGAUAUGCAUUCCAAACUAUGCUCACUACAUCCCAGCAAGUGCAGCAAAGGAUUGUGGAUAUGCAAGGUCCACUUCAGAAGGAACUAACAGAGGGUGUGGAUAGCUUCUUAUCAGACGUGUUGAAAUUUGACGCAGAUUACGAUUCUUUCGGUCCUAUGACGCCUGGUCUUUCUGCAAGAGAAGCUAGUGACAGAGUUAUUAUGUUCCAAGCCCGAUUUGACGAAUUAUGGCGAAGAUUUGAAAUGUACUCAAGUGGUGAAAAGUUGUUCGGUAUGGAAGUAAAAGACUACCCCAUACUGCAUGUUAAAAAGAAGGAAUUCAACUUGUUGAGCAAGUUGUAUUCUUUGUAUUUGGCAGUAAUGAAUACCAUCGAUGGCUAUUUCGAAACACCAUGGAAUGAAAUUGAUAUAGAACAGAUUGUUCAACAAUUAGCAGACUUUGAUAUAAGGUGCCGAAAAUUGCCGAGAGCUAUGAAAGAUUGGCCUGCUUAUAUAGAGUUAAAAGACAAGAUCGACGACUUCAACCAAACAUGUCCAUUACUUGAAUUGAUGGCUGACAAAUCCAUGAAAGACCGUCACUGGCGCAGAUUAGAAAAACUGCUUAAUUGCGUAUUGGACGUGGAAUCGGAAUCUUUCACGUUAGCUAAUGUGAUGGAAGCACCUCUUCUGAAAAACAAAGAAGAUGUUGAGGAUAUCUGCAUAAGUGCUGUAAAAGAAAAAGAUAUUGAAGCCAAGUUGAAACAAGUAAUCGCUGAUUGGGCAGUAAUAGAUCUUACAUUUGCUCCGUUCAAAAAUCGUGGCGAGCUUCUCAUCAAACCCCAGGAUACUCUUGAUAUUAUCACCUUGCUUGAAGACUCUUUGAUGAUCCUCAAUUCUUUAGCAUCAAACAGGUACAAUGCUCCAUUUAAGAAAGAUAUUGUGUUGUGGAUAAAUAAGUUGGUGGGCACUAGUGAGAUUUUAGAAAAAUGGCUACAAGUUCAAAACUUAUGGAUGUAUCUUGAGGCCGUAUUUGUUGGAGGUGAUAUUGCGAAACAGUUGCCUGCUGAAGCUAAACGUUUUAGUACGAUCGACAAGACUUACGUGAAGAUUAUGUAUCGUGCUCGAGAUAUCGUCAAUUGCGUAGAGACUUGCACUUCGGAUGACACUUUGAAGCAGCUCCUGCCCCACUUGUUUGAGCAGCUAGAAGCUUGCCAGAAAUCUCUCACUGGCUAUUUGGAGACAAAGAGGUUGAUUUUCCCUCGAUUCUUUUUUGUGUCAGAUCCUGUGCUUUUGGAGAUUUUGGGUCAGGCUUCGGAUCCACAUUCUAUACAGCCACAUUUGCCAAGUAUAUUUGAUGCCAUGUAUACUGUUGAUUUUGAUGAUAAAGAGAGGAUCAUCAAUAUGAACUCUGACAACGGAGAAACUAUACCACUCGAUCGACCAGUUGCAUGUCUUGGAGGCGUUGAGAUUUGGUUGAACGUCUUAUUAGACACAAUGAAAGACACAGUGAGGAAUGUAAUUGCUAACAUUGCUCAAACCAUGUCCGGAGAUCCAGAAUUUGAAUUCUUGUCAGGUUUUUGGCAUUUCCCUGGUCAGGCUGGAUUGUUAGGUAUGCAAAUCUUGUGGACCAGCGACGGAGAGUAUGCUCUAAAGAAAGCCAGAGUAGAUAAGUUUAUUAUGAGAUUAACCAACCAGAAGAACUUGGAUCUGCUCAAUGGCCUCAUUGAUCAAACAGUUAGGGAUUUAGAUCCCUUGGAUAGAACUAGGAUUGAGACGAUGAUCACUAUUCACGUACAUCAAAGGGAUAUCUUUGAUGAUCUAGUCAAAAUGAGAAUUAAAUCACCAAUAGAUUUUGAAUGGCAGAAACAGGCCCGAUUCUACUACUAUGAAGAUACUGACGAUUGUGUCGUUUCCAUUACCGAUGUAGAUUUCUUGUAUCAGAAUGAGUACUUGGGCAUCACUGAGCGUUUAGUAAUUACUCCUUUGACUGAUCGCUGUUAUAUCACAUUGUCACAAGCUAUUGGUAUGAGCAUGGGUGGGGCUCCAGCUGGUCCAGCUGGAACUGGUAAAACGGAAACUACGAAAGACAUGGCCCGUACGCUUGGAAAACUUGUUAUUGUAUUUAAUUGCUCUGACCAAAUGGAUUUCAGAGGUUUAGGUCGAAUUUAUAAAGGUUUAGCUCAAUCUGGAACUUGGGGUUGCUUUGAUGAGUUCAACAGAAUCGAGUUGCCUGUGUUGUCCGUAGCUGCACAGCAGAUUUACAUAUGCCUCACAGCCAGAAGAGAAAAGAAAGAGUUCUUCAUAUUUAGUGACGGCGAUACGGUGAGCUUGAAUCCAGAGUUUGCCUUUAUUAUAACUAUGAAUCCUGGUUAUGCUGGUCGCCAAGAACUACCCGAAAAUUUGAAAAUACAGUUCCGCUCUGUUGCAAUGAUGGUACCUGACCGACAAAUCAUUAUACGAGUCAAAUUAGCCAGCUGCGGUUUUAAAGAAAACAUUUUAUUGGCUCGUAAGUUCUUUACUUUAUAUAAAUUGUGCGAAGAGCAGCUUUCAAAGCAAGUGCAUUAUGAUUUCGGUCUUCGAAAUAUUUUAUCGGUAUUGAGAACAAUGGGCGCACAAAAACGAGCAAAUCCUGAGAGCACUGAAGAAAACAUAAUGAUGAGAGUUUUGAAGGAAAUGAAUGUGUCUAAGUUGGUUGAUGAAGAUGAACCUCUAUUUGUUUCUUUGAUUGAAGAUUUGUUCCCUGGCAUCAAACUGACUCAAACUGUUCAGAGGGAGAUGCAACGAGCAAUAGCAGUAGUAACUGAGCGUACUGGUCUAGUAAAUCAUCCUGAUUGGAAUUUGAAAAUAAUUCAAUUGUUUGAGACGUCCCUAGUACGGCACGGGCUGAUGACCAUGGGUCCAACAGGCUCCGGAAAGACAACAUGUAUACAUACUCUGAUGGCAGCUCUCACUGUGAUUGGAAAACCACAUCGUGAAAUGAGAAUGAACCCUAAGGCUAUAACGGCUCCGCAAAUGUUUGGUCGUUUAGAUGUAGCGACUAAUGACUGGACGGACGGAAUAUUCUCUACCUUGUGGAGGAGAGCUCUAAAAGUGAAGAAGUCUGACACGACAUGGAUUGUGUUAGAUGGUCCGGUUGACGCCGUAUGGAUAGAAAAUUUGAACUCCGUGUUGGAUGAUAAUAAAACGUUAACACUUGCGAAUGGUGACCGCAUCACAAUGGCUCAGAAUAGUAAACUGGUUUUCGAACCAGAUAACGUGGACAAUGCUUCACCUGCAACAGUUAGUCGAAUGGGAAUGGUAUUCCUUUCUUCCUCGGUUCUCAAGUGGCAGCCCAUAUUAGAGGGAUGGUUGAAAACAAGAUCACAGAAAGAAUCAGAUGCGUUCCGUAAUGCGUUUAAUAAAGUGUAUGAUGCAGUUCAUGUUUUCGUACAACAAAAAUUGACAACGAAAAUGAAGUUACUUGAAGCUAUUUACAUUAGACAAUGCAUAGAUGUGUUGAUUGGUCUUCUUCAAAUUGAAAUACCUGGUGGAAAAAUACACACGGAUCGUCAUCUAGAGCGUCUGUUCAUAUUCGCGAUGAUGUGGUCAUUGGGUGCCGUGUUAGAACUGGACGCUCGCACCCUUAUGGCUGAGUUUAUGAUGAAGUUGCCAGUGAAGAUGGACUGGCCUGGCGCAAAGUCCAAGGAGUGGGUCAUGCCAUUUGAGUAUAUGGUAACAGAAACUGGGGUUUGGCUACACUGGUCUGAGAGCGUAGAAGACUACAUUUACCCCUCUGACAGUAUUCCAGAGUAUGCCUCUAUUUUAGUACCAAAUGUUGAUAACGUAUGUAUUUCAUUCCUGAUUGAUACGAUUGCCAAGCAAAACAAGGCAGUGCUGCUCAUCGGUGAACAGGGUACUGCCAAAACAGUGAUGUUAAAGAGCUACAUGACAAAGUAUGACAAUGAGGUUAAGCUGUUUAAGAUGAUUAAUUUUUCGUCCGCAACUACUCCUAAUAUGUUUCAGAGGAUUAUUGAGUCUUACGUGGAAAAACGAGUGGGAAUGACUUAUGGUCCACCAGGGGGCAGAUCGAUGACUGUAUUUGUUGAUGAUAUCAAUAUGCCUGUGGUCAACGAGUGGGGAGAUCAGGUAACAAAUGAAAUAGUGCGUCAAAUGAUGGAAUGCGGAGGAUUUUAUUCUCUAGAUAAGCCCGGGGAUUUUAUUACUAUUGCUGGAAUACAGAUGUUUGGUGCUAUGAUACAUCCUGGUGGUGGCCGUAAUGAUAUUCCACCUCGCUUAAAACGACAAUUCAAUAUAUUUAAUUGUACACUACCUAGUACGGUUUCAAUGGAUAGGAUAUUUGAAACUAUAAGUGCAGGUUACUUUUGUAAAUCAAGAUUUGAUAAGAAAAUCGUCGAUUUUAUGCCGAAAUUGGUACCCGUUACACGAAUAAUUUGGCAGCAAACAAAGACUAAAAUGCUACCGACACCUGCGAAGUUUCACUAUGUUUUCAAUCUACGUGAUUUAUCUCGAAUUUGGGAAGGAAUUCUUUUUAUAAAGAAAGAAGAAUUGCAAUCUAUCAACACAGCACUCAAAUUAUGGUUCCAUGAGUGCUUGAGAGUAAUUUCAGAUAGAUUUACAACGUUCGAAGAUAAGGAUUGGUUCGUUGCAAACUUUUGGAAGACUGCUUCUCAAGAGCUGCCUGAUGUAGUCAGUGAAUUUCCUACAGAGGAAACAUUCUUCGUGAACUUCCUCAGGGAGCCUGUUGAUCCGACCGGGGAGGAAGAUGAGGAAGAUUUCAGUACUGAUGCCCCCAAAAUUUAUGAGGAGUUACCAUCAUGGGAUUUCGUACUUUCGAAGUUGGCUGGAUUCCAAGAUUUGUUCAACGAGCAAAUUCGAGGAGCUCAUUUGGAUUUGGUAUUCUUUCAUGACGCCAUGGUGCAUCUUUUCAUAAUAUCUAGGAUAAUAAACACGCCGCGAGGAAAUGCUUUGUUAGUUGGUGUUGGUGGAUCUGGCAAACAGAGUUUGACAAAAUUGGCUUCGCAUAUAGCAAAUUUUUCGUUUUAUCAAAUCACAUUAACAAGAUCUUAUAAUGUAAGUAACUUUAUGGAUGACAUUAAGAUCCUGUAUCGUAUAGCUGGACUACAGGGGCGUGGUAUUUCGUUUAUUUUCACCGAUAAUGAUAUCAAGGAUGAACAGUUUCUCGAGUUUCUAAAUAACAUCCUGAGCUCUGGCGAGAUUGCUAAUUUGUUUCCUAAGGAUGAGAUGGAUGAAAUAUUAAAUGAAUUAACACCGAUAAUGAAGAAAUAUGCACCUAAAAGAAUUCCAGUGCCGGAUGUUCUAUACGAAUACUUUAUCAUGCGUUCUAGAGCUAAUUUACAUGUUGUUUUGUGCUUUUCUCCGGUGGGUGAGAAAUUCCGUAGUAGAGCUUUGAAAUUUCCUGGAUUAAUAUCUGGUUCAGUAAUGGACUGGUUCCAAAAGUGGCCCAGAGAAGCAUUAAUUGAAGUGGCUCAUCAUUUCCUUCACGACUUUAAGGUGGUGUGCUCUGCAGAGGCUAAAACGCAACUUAUAGAAAUAAUGGGUAUGGUACAAGACAACGUGGCUGACACAUGCAUUACUUAUUAUGACAGGUUUAGGCGACAAGCUCACGUCACACCUAAGUCUUAUUUAUCAUUCCUCGCAGGGUACAAAGUAUUGUAUAAUGAAAAACAUGACAAUAUUGCUGAAAUGGCAAAACGAAUGACAACUGGCUUAGAUAAACUUGUGGAAGCUGCUGCAAGUGUUGAUAUAUUGAAGAAAGAAUUGGAAUUGAAGGAAGUCGAAAUUAAAGAGGCCACUGCUAAAGCUGAAGAGGUAUUGGCAGCCGUGGCCGAUUCUCAAGCUGCAGCUGAAGUAGUGAAAGCUGAAGUGUUGGAAGUGAAAGACCGGGCUGUAAAGCUCGUGAGCGUGAUUGCUGCUGAAACAGCCAUUGCUGAAGAGAAAUUAGCUGCCGCCAAGCCAGCUUUGGAUGCUGCUGAGGCAGCUUUACAGACAAUCAACGCAGCUGACAUAGCCACAGUGAGAAAAUUGGGAAAACCACCAUUCCUGAUUACGCUCAUUAUGGACGCUGUGAUACUGCUAUUUAGAAAGAAAAUUGACCCUAUCAGACCUGACCCCGAAAAGCAGUUUCUAACUGCAUCUUGGGCGGAAUCACUGAAGGUAAUGGCUGAUACAAGAUUUCUAAACAACUUGAAGUUUUAUCCCAAGGACGAAAUAAAUGCUGAGAUGGUUGAUUUGUUGCAACCUUAUUUCAAUUUUCCGCAAUAUACAUUUGAAGCUGCCAAAGUUGCUUGCGGUAAUGUGGCUGGUCUUAUCUCGUGGACCAUAGCCAUGGCGCAGUUCUACUCUGUCAAUAAGGAUGUAUUACCACUAAAGGCUAAUUUAGCAGUCAUGCAAGGCAAGUAUCAAGCAGCCAAAAAAGAGUUGGACGCGGCAGAGGCACAGUUAGAGGCAAAAGAGCGCGAGCUAGCAGACGUGCAAAGACAAUUUGACGAGGCGAUGACACUGAAACAAGCUGUAUUGGACGACGCAGCUAAAUGUCAACAGAAAAUGGACGCAGCUACUGCGCUUAUUAACGGCCUCAGCGGAGAGAGAAUACGAUGGACGGAGCAAUCAGCACUGUUUAAAUCUGAAAUAGAACGACUUGUUGGAGAUAUACUGUUAUUAGUAGGAUUUUUAUCCUACUCGGGUCCCUUCAACCAAGAAUUUAGAAACCAUUUAAUAACAUGCUGGCUAUCGGAACUGCUUAAACGGAAAAUACCUGUUUCUAUGAAUUUGAACAUUACUGAACAGUUAACCGAUACUGCUACUAUUGGUGAAUGGAACUUAUGUGGAUUACCAACAGACGAACUGUCUAUACAAAACGGUAUUAUUGUAACAAAAGCUUCUCGAUUCCCGCUACUAAUUGACCCCCAAACACAAGGCAAGAUAUGGAUAAAGAACAUGGAGAGAUAUAACGACCUCAUUGUCACCACACUUAAUCAUAAAUAUUUCAGAAAUCACAUCGAGGAUUGCGUCUCGCUUGGAAGACCUCUGUUGAUAGAGGAUGUUGCUGAGGAAUUAGAUCCAGCUCUAGAUAACAUUCUUGAGCGAAACUAUAUCAAGAUCGGUUCCUCCUUCAAAGUGAAAUUGGGAGAUAAAGAAAUUGAUGUGACAGCAGGACAUAGAAUAUACAUAACCACGAAACUUCCUAAUCCUGCGUAUACUCCUGAGGUUUCUGCUCGUACCUCCAUUAUUGAUUUUACUGUCACCAUGCAAGGUCUGGAAGACCAGCUGUUGGGACGUGUAAUUUUGACGGAGAAGGCAGAGAUGGAAGCUGAGCGUACUCAGCUGAUCAUGGACGUGACAGCAAACAGACGUAAGAUGCAGGAGCUUGAAGCAAACUUGCUGCACAAGCUUACCACUAUUCAAGGCUCGUUAGUGGAAGAUGUUUCACUGAUUCAGGUGUUAAAUAUUACAAAAGCGACAGCGACGGAGGUGAAAGAAAAAUUGGACGUGGCUAAGGAGACGGAGAUGAAGAUUAAUUUGGCUCGCGAAGAGUUUCGUCCAGUGGCCACUCGCGGUUCCGUGCUUUAUUUCCUAAUUUGCAACAUGUCGCUCGUGUGCAAUAUGUAUCAAACAUCACUGGCGCAGUUUUUGGAGCGUUUCGACAUUUCUAUGGAGAGGUCUCCUCAAAGCCCGAUCACGAGUAGGAGAAUUGGUUUUAUCAUCGAUUAUUUGACAUUUGACGUUUUUAAGUAUAUAAGUAGAGGUUUUUACGAGGUACAUAAGUACUUGUUUACGUUACUUCUUACGUUGAAGAUUGAUAUGCAAAAGGAGUAUGUCUCAUAUGAAGAGUUUCAAACAUUUAUCAAAGGUGGCGCUGCGUUAGAUCUUAACGCUUGUCCACCGAAACCCUUCAAGUGGGUCACCGAUAUGUCCUGGCUGAAUUUGGUGCAGUUAUCAUCGUUGCGUCAGUUUACCAAUAUUCUCAACCAAGUCUGCAACAAUGAGAAGGGUUGGAAGUCUUGGUUCGAUAAGGAAGCGCCCGAAGAUGAACCUUUACCAGAUGGAUAUCAUACUCUUGACGUAUUCAGAAAACUAUUAAUAGUAAGAGCAUGGUGUCCUGAUAGAACACUCGCUCAGAGUUUGAAAUACGUCGAGUAUUCGAUGGGAUCCCGGUAUACUGAAGCUGUUAUAGUGAACUAUGAGCAUAUGGUUUUGGAAUCUCGUCCCUUAGUACCGCUAAUUGGAUUCUUGGCUAUGGGUUCUGAUCCUACGCCAUCAAUUGAGACAACCGCUAAGAGAAUGGAGUGCGUUUGCUCGUCCAUAUCGAUGGGACAGGGACAGGAAAUUCAUGCCAGAAAACUCAUAGAUCGUGCUCUAAAAGAGGGUCUUUGGGUUCUAUUACAAAAUUGCCAUUUGGGCUUGGAAUAUAUGGUAGAAGUAAUGGAGCAAUUUGGUGAACUAGAGAAAGAUACGGAGAAAAUCCACGAGACAUUCAGAUUAUUUAUUACAACUGAGGUUCACCCGAAGUUCCCAAUUACAAUGUUACAAAUGUCUAUCAAAUAUACAUGUGAGCCACCAUCAGGUAUCAAAGCUAGUCUCAUGAGGACAUAUGAUUCAAUGAGCCAGGACUUCUUGGAUUACAGUGAUAGUCCUUUUUAUCUGCCACUUAUAUAUGUCAUCUCUUUCUUGCACACUGUGGUCCAAGAGAGACGUAAGUUCGGCCCUCUAGGGUGGAAUAUUCCAUACGAGUUCAACUCGGCAGAUUGGUUAGCUUCAUGUAUGUUCGUCCAAAAUCACUUGGACAGCUUAGAACCGGGACAAGGAAUCAGCUGGACAACUGUGAGAUACAUGGUUUCAGCAGUGCAGUAUGGUGGUAGAGUAACAGAUGACUACGACAAUCGCCUUCUGGUCACCUUUACCAAAGUUUGGUUUUCGGACCAACUGUUUAGUGAUGACUUCCAGUUCUACAAGGGCUAUGGAAUUAUGAAGUUCAAAAAUAUUGCUGAAUAUAUUGAGGAGAUAGAAAAGAUGAAAACUGUUGAUCCACCACAAGCUUACGGAUUGCACACUAAUGCUGAUAUCACAUAUCAGCGCAAUGUAACCCAAGAUUUGUUAGACACGAUAUUGUCUAUUCAGCCCAAAGAGUCUAGCUCUGGCGGCGGUGAAACACGAGAAGCUUCAGUAUAUAGGCAAUCUAAAGAAAUGCUGGAGAAAGUGCCACCUAAUUUCGAUCCUCAUGAAGUUAAAGAAAGAUUGAAGCUGUAUGGAAUGUACAAUUCUAUGGUAAUCUUUUUGCGCCAAGAAAUUGAUAGAAUGCAAAAAGUAAUAUCUUUAGUGAGAACAACACUAAAAGAUUUACUACUUGCUAUUGAUGGCACUAUCAUUAUGAACGAGGCAUUGCGGGAUUCGCUUGAUAAUAUUUACGAUGCAAAAGUACCGAAUAUCUGGUUGAGGAGUUCUUGGUCUUCGUCUACCCUCGGAUUCUGGUUCACGGAGUUUUUGGAGAGGAAUAUUCAGUUUUCCACGUGGUGCUUCCAGGCGAGACCGUUUUCUUUUUGGAUGACAGGUUUCUUUAAUCCGCAAGGUUUCUUGACGGCAAUGCGGCAGGAGGUAACACGUGCACACAAAGGCUGGGCGUUAGAUAUGGUGUCUCUACAUAAUGACGUCACUAAAAACAUUUACGAGGAAAUCAAAGCUCCUCCUGCGGAAGGGGUCUUCAUUCACGGAUUAUUUUUGGAUGGUGCCGGCUGGGACCGGCGUAAUCUGCGGCUCUGUGAAUCGACUCUCAAAAUGCUGUAUACAGCGUUGCCAGUCGUUCAUGUUUAUGCUAUCAACUCGACGGCACCAAAGGAUCCUAAACUUUAUCAGUGUCCGGUAUAUAAGAAGCCGGUUCGUACUGGGUUGACUUUCAUCACUCCACUGUGGCUGCCCACUAUUAAAAAUCCUGACCAUUGGAUUCUAAGGGGUGUAGCCAUUUUAUGCGACAUCAAGUAAAAUCGAUAUGACACAGUUUUCACACUGUUAUUGAAUUUGUAAACUUCAAGAUGUACUUUUUAUUAACUGAUCAUACUGUGAUAGAGUAAUAGGUGCUGAUCUUUGCCACUAAAUGCUUGCUUAUUCGUUAUUGUUAUUGUUAGUCGUAGUAACUUAUAUUUAUUUUAUAGUUUAUAGUCGGUUUUAUUUCGCAUCGAAUAAAUCAUACUUAUUAAAGUCUAUAGUUGUUUCUUCGUUCAAGGAUGAUGAUUGAAAGAUACAGUAAAAUGAAAUUAUGUUUAAUAAUUUAUUUACAAAACAUAUCAAAUGUAAUUCACAAUACUGCACAUGUGAUUGAAUAUAAUUCGCAUGAUUGCCUUUACAUUGAAAAUGGCUAUAGCCGAUGCCGAUGAGUAAAUGUAGAUAUUGUUAUUGAAAAAAGUGGAACAUUGAAAUAAAUAAUGACCAAUAGAAAUAAUAACAUUAUCAUUGCAACAAUUUUAUAUGGACGGACCUGAUUCGCUGUAUGUUUAAAUGUAAUCACAUAAUGGAAGCUUCAUUUAUUUAUAAGCCUGGCACUUUACAUGAGUAUUCCUUUUUGCUUUAGCAAAAUUUGACAACAGACUCCUUUUCAUUCCCUAUAGAGAUAGAUGAUAAGGAUUACGGCAGUUGCCCCACCGCCGGCGAGGAAACGACUAACUAUCGACUAUUUUAACGCUGAAGAAAUGUAUUAUAUAUAUAUAUAUAUAUAUAUAUAUAUAUAUAUAUAUAUAUACAUUCCGUGUAAAGAAAAUUGAUGCAUAUAUUCAUAGUUGAUCGCUGACCGUUCACAUCGCGCGCGAAAAGUCACUCCACUAAUACGUGGCUAAACGACAAGACCUGUCAAAGAUAAUAUUCGCGUUACUGGCUUGGAGGAACGCGUGCGUGCAUUUUGCUUAAAUCUGUCACCGCAAGCGAGUGGCGCGAGUAAUGGUCCGUAGUACUCGGGCACUUGCUUAAAACAAGCAGGAACAAACCAUCGACCAAAUAAAACAGGGAGAAAAAAGACAGCCCUUGCUGAGUUUCUUGCCGGUUCUUCUCAAUACAAGGUCUCCCGCCGUAGAUUUACGAACCGAUGUCGUAGCUUCUAGACAUUCAUAUGUGCUUGUAACAGCCUAAACUGAAUAAGUGAUUUUGAUUAUGAUUAUUAUGAUUAUCGGAGGUACAGACUCGCUUCUCUCUGAUCGUCAGCUAGUUUCUGUCUCUACUAGCUUCCCGUUCAACGUCGGCAGUGGGACUAGUGCCCACCGCUGUCAAUUUACGGACAGUUUCUAUAACCAAUCUUCAAUAGGAGAUAGGCCUAUUAGAGCUUUGCUGCCGAAAUAUUUUAUUAUUUAGAUUAAAAUGACAACUGUUGCUAAGUGACGGAACCAGAAUAAGCCUAACUUUUACUAGAAAUUGAAUAUUAAAACUGACCGUUAGCUACGGCAUAUACGAAUAGUCAUGGGAAAUGCUAGCAUAAGAAAUUGGUGAGAAUUCUGUACGGCAAUAAGGUCAACAUUUUAACAUCUUAAUCGGAAAUGGGCAUAACAAUCGUAUAAAUUUUUCUGGCACUUUGAUCAACAUAAUAUUUUUGUGCUAUUGAUAUUAACAUCCGAUUAAGUCAUUAAUUUCACCUUUUGAAUCCUAUCACUUCUAAUUUUGAUAUGUGGUAGCAUUAGAUUGUUUAACAUUAUGGCAUUUGUCUGCUUUCACAUUACAUUUCAGACAAAUUUAUUAAAGUUUUCCAUAUACCUAAAGCUUUGGCAGAGGCAGGUAUUUGUAGUCAGUUAAUAAUUAUGUACAAAAUGUACGGUACCACGUUCAGUACCUAUUUUAUAUCAGUCUAUUUAUUAAUGAACUAUCUGUCAAUAUGUCGAUUAAAUAAAGUGGAUUUUGAUCACUAUUGACAUUGCAUAUAAUGUUUAAGUCAUACUGAUUAUGUACAUAGAUUAACGAGAUCUAGUAUUAAAUGAAAUUAUAACAAUAUCAUUAAGUAACAGUUUCAAUAUAGUUAAGUAUUUAUAGUAAACGAUACAGUCUUAUGGUAUUCACAAUAUACAAAGCUAACAAACAUUUAGCAUAACAUGAUUGACUAUAAUUACUUAGCAUCAUACUGUAACUACAUAACAUUAACCAUGCAACAUAAUGCAUUAGCACAAUAAUAAUAAUACCCAAUAAUCCAUAAACUAGAAUAUUGUGCACAACGAACAUUUCAUAGAAGUAAUUUAAUAUAAUUUACAAAAGAUCGUUGUACCAACGAUUCGUCAAUUAAAAAUAAAAUAAGAAAUGUUUUAUGUCUACGAGAUUUCGCCUUUGGCUAAAUACCUAAAAAAGUAAGAAUGUUUUAUUGCACUGAAUAAUAAUAAUACUCUUUGGAGUACAGGGCUCGGAAGUAUUAUUCCUUUUUGCCAUCGCCACGAAAAUUCCCAAGAGGUUCCACCGAUCUGGACCUAGGUGCUCUGAAAUAAAAAUAAUAAUAUGGUCAUGUGCCUUUCUUAUUUACUUACUUGAAAUUAGUAAAACAAUCGUGCAUUCUUUGAAGCUGACAUAUUUAACUGUACUCUAAGCAGUUUUAAAAUGUAAAAUAUUUGAUAAACUUGUAUUGUAAAUAAUUACUUAUAUUUUUUUAAGGAUAAUUUUGUAUUGUUAUUUUUAUCUUAAAUUUAAAAGUAUCAACCUUUCUUUAUUUCAAUUGAUUCGAUCUUGAUGAUUAACAAUUUCUCAAAUACAGUCCUGACAACGAUCAUCAUUUGUUAAUACAUAAAAAGUAAUAGUGGGAACACAUUUCCCAUUAUACUGUAAUUAGAUUAGGUUAAUUUAUGUUAUAACUGAAUUGUGCCAGAAUAAAAAGAAAAAAAAUGUAAUUUAACUAAUUACCUUCUUCUAGAAAGCGUCAAUUCAAUCUUCCCUUCUUUAACUUGCUUGAAAAGAGAAAUAGCGCCUGCAUGGCUCAGCCCGCGCGUUGGAACGUUAUUUACAGACAAAAUCUCAUCACCUAAAACAUAAAAUGCAUGUUAAAAACGAUGACGUAUUUGAACUUUAAAUUUUUCUUCACAGAUUGAGAUUAGACUUACCUUCGAAUAUACUACCCGUGUCAGCAGCUUGGCCGUUAGGGAAAACAGUUUUUACAAAUAUUCCCAUUUGCCCUUUUGGUGAAUCCGUCCCUCCUACUAUACUGAAACCAAGACUCUUAUGACCUGGACCUUUCCAAAAUUCCACUCUUUGUAUGGAAUUGUGGGAAUAGUGACCUCCGUGUUGGCCUUCAUGAAGAGAUGCCGUGUAUUCUUGACGUCUUGACAUGUGAGAAUUGUGAUUCGGCGAACAUCUUUGUGAGCCAACUCUACUGAAAAAUCUACUUCGACUACUGUUCCUCAGUUGUUCUGGAAUACUUUCAAAAGACCUGUUUUGAUACAACCUUGGAACAUGUUUUAUGUAGUGAGGAGAAUUUUCUUUAAUUUCGUUGGUAGUAUUAUCAUUACAACCUGGAUAUCCUACUAUUGGUAACCCUCUAGAGUUGUGGAGUGAUAUAGGCCUAUAGCUGUUGUGCUGAUUUCUAGGCGUCGGUGAAGAUCGCAUCGAGAUUUCAAUAUUCGUUACGUUUUGCAAAGAUGAUGUCGUCUGGGCGUAGGUGUUCUUUUCUAAUAAUUUUUCGUCGUCGCUUUUGUGACUGGGAUGAAUCAAUCCAUUAUUUACUUGUACACCAACUUCGCAUUUAUUUUGUGAUUCAUUUCUGUUCAUAUUGGGGUCUGGUAUUCCUUGGCCUCUGGUUUGUUUUGCAUUGUAAUAUUGGUUGUCACUUGGAAAAUGGGUUUCAAUAGUUAUUUGAUGAGAAGAUGAUGGUUUGUGCACUGUUUGUGAAAUAAUAUCUGGUGGUACAUUCGAUGGUGAUGAUUUUACGGGGCUUGUUUCAUUAGAUUGACUGUUCAUAAUACGGUUUAAGCUUAUUGGUGUUAUUUCAUCAUGAGCCAUUACAAGAUCUACUUGAUAUCUUUGAAAUAAUGACCCAUCUUCCGUUGUAGCUUCAGUUGAACACGAGUUUACGAUGUGCUGAACUUCUUUCAAAGAUGAUAAGCCACGUAAAACUCUGCCAUUUACAUUAACUAUUUCAUCACCAAUCCUUAGUCUGCCAUCCCUGUGCGCUAUUCCAUCAAAGUCUAGUUUCACGACGAUGUACCUUAUUUCGUAAUUUGAUCCAGUACUGUCAAAGUCUACCCUAUGUUGCGCCAAAUAUACUCCUAAACUUUCGUCUAAUCUUGAUUUCAACAAUCUUAUUUUUCGAAAUCGUUUUGUGCAUGGUCCUCGACCAAAAAUAUCUAUUUCUGAUACUGAAUUUUCUGAUUUCAUCUCUUUUAUGGAACCUUUACAAUUAAUAGAAUUCAUUGUGUUUUCUAUUUGAUUAUAUAAUUUAUUUUUCCUUGUUUGAACACGGUCAUCCAGUGUAAUAGUUUUGUAAAUAUAUGGCGCUUUUUUGUUUACAGUCUUUUUCGGCAGUGGCGGUGGUUUGCCAUCACUGUGUUCUAAAGUACUAUGAGGAUUUAUUUUGGUAACGCUAUAAUUAUCAUUAUUUUCCCGGUUUAUAUUUUCAUAUUCGUAUGCAGUUCCUUUUUCAAUAGGAAAUAAUGCACAUGGAGUAGAACUUCUUCUCAUAGGAAUCUGAACUCUACUUAUAUUGAUUUUAUGGUUAAAGCUUAACUGUCUUGAGAAAGGACUAUGAUUAACCUCAGAGUUAAUUUCAUUGUCCCUUCGAAUGGAGCUAGAAGACAAGUGACAAGAAUAACCUGGUGGAGAAUGAUUGCUAUGUUCAUCAGUUGGACGACCAUCACUAUCGUAUCCAGAUUCAUUGGAACUAACAUAGUUACUUAAGCGAUGUGCUUGUAGAACUUCACCAGUCUCUGGGCCAUGAUGAAUGCUUUGUGAUGAAGAUGCUAGUUCAGCUUUUAAAUCUCUCAUGGAUCCCAAAAUAGAGUUAUACUCAUAGACCGGUAAACUAUUUCUGUUUCUUGGAAUGAGCAUAGGAUCAUAAUCCAGAGGAGGCCGAUGCGAUAUCAUUGAAGAUCGCCUUGGUGUAUCAUCUAUUCGUCGUAUUGGGUACAUAUUACUAUCUAUCUCAUUGAUGCUUCUCAUAGAACUUCUGGAGAAAUCAUAGUCAUUUCUUAAUGCACUAUUUAGUAACAUGUUGUCUUCAUGGAUGGAGAUACUGUCACUACUUUGGUAUCGUUCUUCAGAUCUUGCAUUACUUAAAUAUAAUCUUUCUCUUCUGAAUUUGGGAGAUUUACGAUCCAAUCUUUCCGAAAAACUUUGUCUAACACAGUUGGCUCUUUGUUGUGAGGAUAUACUAUUCUCUUCUGGUAAAACUGAUAACUUUGACCUUAAAAAUGCAUAUGGAAAGUUGGGUUUUUUGCAUGUACUGUUAUUAGUUUGUCCGUCCAAAUUAGGAAUAUUGUCACAACUAAUAGCCUUUGUUGAAACUGUUGUUAACUUGUCUUCUAUUAGCACAUCGGUUUGUUUAGUUGGAGAAUUUUUAUUCUCAUUAUCUGCAUUUUGUAGAUCAAUGUCAUCGGAAGGAUCAUCAGCUUUUACAUAAGUUGAGAGAUGUGAAGUAGAACAACUACGAUACAGGGACGGUCCAUUAGCAACAGGAUAAUUUUCAUUAUUUUUAUGCACAUUUAGAGAUUGAGAUUUCGAAGAAUUUAACAUUCCAGUGGAUCCCAUUCUAUGGAAAAAAGAUUUGAAAGGACUAGGAGAUCUGUCCCUUGAAGUGCUUCGAAUGGAAUCCGUGUCACUAUCCUUCUUUAGUGAAGUUGAAUCAGAACUGCUUCGACCCAUUUUCCAAUGUUGUUUCUUUUUAUAUUGACCAGAUAUCGUGGAAUGAGUUGAGGAAUCAUCUCGGAAGUUUUCACUGGGCGGAGAUUCGUCACUAGCUUCUUUUGCGUCAACUUUUUUCAGCAUAUCUAAUUUUUUCCCCAUUCUUCGACCCCACGUUGCGAAUACUGAAAUAAGGAAACAUUAAUUUACA
Chilo suppressalis (striped riceborer) is the source of this 20077-nucleotide messenger RNA. NCBI's taxonomy places the organism in Eukaryota, Metazoa, Arthropoda, Insecta, Lepidoptera, Crambidae. The record is from the annotation of a GenBank genome assembly.